AUGGAUAAGGACGUGUGUAGAACGCUCAUUGCUCUAAGGAACUCGUUUUCCAAUAAUUGGACCAAACAAGGAGACUAUCAAUUUAUUAUUAAUGCAGACACUUUAAAUGGGUAUUGUAGUAAUAAACAAUGUAAUAGUGAUCUCGAAAGAAUUAAUGCCGGAUGUUUAUAUUUGCUUGAUGCAUUUUAUAAGGAUUCCAAUUUGUUUAAGACUCUUGCAAAAAGUAACAUUGAUAUUGUUGAAUACAUUAUGAUAUGGUUAAGUAAAAUGUUAAGCCGAAUCAAAAAUGAACAAAACGACAGUAUAGAAUUUUUUUAUAAAACAUAUAUAAAGAAUGAUACUAAGUAUACUAAUGCUAUAGGUGGCGUUGAUGAUUAUUAUAAGAGUUAUAAGGAUCUUAUAGAUAAAAAAAAUUUAUUGAAUAUGAAUAUUAAAGAUAUAUCUAAAUUAUAUGAUGUAUUUAAUACAUUGUGUAACAUGUAUCUUGAAUUUGAUGAACAAAAUCCAAAUUGCGCGAAACAUUUGGAAAAAGCUAAAAAGUUUGUUGACGAAUAUAAAAAACUUAAGGAAAAUUACAGUAUUACUGAAAACAGUUUAUAUAGUAAAAUAUUGUCUACUUUAUCAACUGAUUAUGAUAAUUUUAAAAAGAAAUAUGAUAAUGUUCAAAGUUGCAAAUCUUUACCCCUUCCAAAGAUAGAAAAUGAAAAAUAUGUACAGAGUCAUAUACAUGGUUCUGGAGAAAUUUCUGAAGAUACAUCAUCAAGUUCUUCAAUAGCAAGCAAAUUAUUUAUAGUUUUAUCGAUAUUUGGUGCAAUAGCAUUUUUUUUUGGAAUUUCUUAUAAGUAUUCGUUAUUUGGAUUUCGGAAACGAUUUAAAAAACAACAAAUAAGAGAAAAACUAAAAAAUAUAAAGAAGAGAAUGAAUCAUUAA
Plasmodium yoelii is the source of this 930-nucleotide messenger RNA. Its product is annotated as PIR protein. Lineage: Eukaryota; Apicomplexa; Aconoidasida; Haemosporida; Plasmodiidae. The record is from RefSeq and is a predicted model, not a curated record. The coding region runs from base 1 to 930 and encodes 309 amino acids. The transcript is spliced from 3 exons.